Punctularia strigosozonata HHB-11173 SS5 is the source of this 462-nucleotide messenger RNA. RefSeq lists its product as uncharacterized. NCBI's taxonomy places the organism in Eukaryota, Fungi, Basidiomycota, Agaricomycetes, Corticiales, Punctulariaceae. The transcript has 2 exons. The record is from RefSeq and is a predicted model, not a curated record. Bases 1 to 462 code for a protein of 153 amino acids.
AUGCAUGUGCUAGAGGAACACCUAUCGACCCUUACGCCCACCCAGCUCCAAGCCCUGCUUCGGGAACUGGAUCUCACCACGGACGCCCCGCCUAUCAAUCAACAAGCAGGUCCCUCAAGGCUUGCUGCGAGACCGGAAUCGGAUUCUGACGCGGUGGAGGAAGUCCAAUCAACGGACAUGGAGGCAAAGAAGAUGCGGAGGAUACCGCUGGGGAGCCUUCAAUUAGGUGCUGGCCCAUCGCAGAAGAACGCCAACUGUGUCGGGCGGGACUCCAGGCCUGCGGUAGUGUUGCUCACCCCCAGCAAGGCUCCGGCGACGCAUUCCGGCGUGCCAUACAUGGCCGCCGAGGAGUGGGCCGCGUUUAUGGCGGAUACACUUGGGAGAUGGGAGCAGAAGUUUGAGGCACUCGAAGAGAUACUCCAGAACGUGAAGGUGGGCGAGGUGGGCGAGGUGAAUAGGUGA